UCUCGCUUAUUCUGUUUCUUUUGACAGGGACAUGGCCGUUUGCCUUUCUGCUCUCUUUCCAAUCCCUCCAAAGCCCCCAUUCUCUCUCUCUGUUCCCCUCUUCCUCCUUUCUCGACUUCCUCUCUGUAACCAUUUUCUCAUUCAGAUCUGUACAACUUCCCCCUCUCUCUCUGCUCGAAGAUUCUUAAUUCUUGAAUUAUCCUCUUUACAUGUAUUUCACUCUCUAGAAACCCUAACCCCGAUCGCCCUAUAAAUGGCGAUUGUGACAGGGGAUCGGUACCUGGAAUCCCUGGUGAAGUUCGUGGAGCAGGAGGCAGGGCCGUUGAUUGAAGGAACUCUGGUGCUAAAGCUAAACCCGGUGGGCCUCCAUUACGUGCACUCUAGGCUGGAGGCUCUGCAGGAGCUCGAGAGCCUCCUUGCUGGAGCUCCCGUCGACUACCUCCGUGCCUAUGUGUCUGACCUCGGUGACCAUCGCGCGCUUGAGCAGCUGCGGCGGAUACUCCGCCUUCUGACAUCGCUCAAGGUUGUGUCGGUGUUGGCGGCCCCAGCGAGGGAUCCGACACCGCUGUCUUUGUUGCCGUUUGGAAGGUUGAGGUUAUUGGAGCUUCGUGGAUGUGAUCUCUCCACGUCCGCGGCUAGAGGCCUUCUUGAAUUGAGGCACACAUUGGAGAAGCUCAUUUGUCACAAUUCUACUGAUGCACUACGACAUGUGUUUGCCGGUAGAAUAGCUGAGAUAGAGGAUUCUCCGCAGUGGAAGCGGUUGUCAUUUGUUUCUUGUGCUUGUAACGGUGUGGUUGUGAUGGAUGAAUCUUUGCAACUACUCCCUGUUGUUGAAACCCUUGAUCUAAGCAGAAACAAGUUUGCAAAGGUUGAUAAUUUACGGAAAUGUACCAAAUUGAAGCACCUGGAUCUUGGGUUCAAUCAUUUGAGGACAAUUGCAUCUUUCAGUGAGGUCUCCUGUCAUAUUGUUAAACUUGUUUUGAGGAACAAUGCUUUAGCUACAUUGCAUGGGAUUCAAAAUUUGAAGUCGCUUGAAGGGCUCGAUCUUUCCUACAAUGUUAUUUCCAAGUUUUCAGAAUUAGAGAUUCUUAAGGACCUUCCGUCUAUACAGUGUUUAUGGUUGGAAGGAAAUCCCUUAUGUUGUGCUCGAUGGUAUCGGGCACAAGUAUUCAGCUUCUUCACCCAUCCACAUAAAUUGAGAUUAGAUGAAAAGGGAAUAAGCAUGAGAGAGUUUUGGAAAAGGCAAAUUAUAAUUGCCAGCAGGCAGAAACGUCCUGCCAGUUUCGGAUUUUAUUCUCCUGCACAGGAUGAUGCUGAAGCAGAGGGGAGCAUCAACAUAAAAAGGAAGAAGCUAUCGCGUCUUGUUUGUAUUGAGAGUGAGCAAGGCCCAUAUAUCUGUUCUGACCAUGAGUCAGUCUCGUGUGAUAAUGAGAUUCGAAGUGGAGGGGAGAAAGUCAUUUCCGAUGAUGAAGCUGAAAUUGCUGAUUUGAUGAAUAGGGUUGAACUCAUGAAGAAAGAGCGUUCUGUUCUUUGGUUACGGGAGUUUAAGGAGUGGAUGGAUCCGGUGUCUGAGAAUUUCUUGGACAGCAGUAAAUAUGAUGGAGCUAGUUUAAGUUGUGAAAAAAAUUAUAUAAAAGACACAACUACAAAGAGGAAUUUUGGUGAAAGCUCAAAAUUCGUCUCAGAUGGUAUUCACGCUUCAGGAGAUGAGAGCAGCACAAACAUUUUAGAAUCUGAAAACUCUUUUGCAGAUGUGUCUGUUGGUUUAUGCAUCCACCAGUUUUUUGAUCAAGUUGGUGAAGCAGGCUCACUGGGGGAUGCCUCCAAUAAUCCUGUCUUACUCUCACAGAGAAUGGAUCUGAAUCAGGAGCAUUUGAAAUCUAAUAGACUUGAAGGGGUUAAUUGCAUCUCUGUGGAAUCUAAGAACUCUAAUCCCGAUGCUGUUAUUGUCCGAGGACACGGAAUGGGUGCCAAUGUUGGCAUCACAUCGAUGACUGUGAUUGAUGAUAUUAUGGAGUCUCAUUCAUCCUCUGGCUGUCCUGGUUCACCACCCCACUACCAAGAGGAUAUUUUACAACGUCGUCACAACUUGGUGGAAGAAAUACUGCAGCUAUCUGCUGAGUCUUUUUCAGUGAGAUCAUCUGAUAGUAAUACUAGUGAUAGUGACGAUGAUCUCUGUGAAUGUGAGACAUUAAUAACUGAAGAUGUUCUGACUAGUAGGGUGGAUGGAUGCUUGCAUGUAAGUCCUUUCGAGGACGCAUAUUAUGACCAAAGAAAUGAUGCUGCAGAGGAAAGAUCAAAUGGUAGAGGUUUUUUAAAUUCUCAUGAUGUGCAAGCCUCAAGCAGUCCAAAACUUCUGAAACUAGACCACUCCAUGCAGUUGUGCAGCAAUGAUUUUCCUCCUGGUGGUGGUGGUGGUGGUGCUGAAGUUGCUCACUCUGUGUCUGUGAACCUAGGGAGUAAUUGGACGGAGAAAAAAAAAUGUAGGUGGAGGCCUAAAAGAAGAGUUAUUUUACUGUCGGAGGAGAAUAAUAUAAUUAGCAAGACUGAAACAUCCCAAAAUGUUAGUGGGAAUUUAAAUGUUUCAAGAUAUAAUGAAAAAUAUGAGCCAAGAAAACAAAUUUUUGAUGCCAGUGAUUUCGCUGUUAUUCACGAUGAAAAACGAACACAGGCAGAUGCAAUCGCAGGUUCAUGUAGUCAUGAUACUCAUGAAAUCCUUUCUGGGGUAAAACAAUCCUCACUUGAGAUUGAUGAUUUCAUUGAGGACUAUUUCAACACAAAUCUUGCAGAUUCCCGAGUUCAUGAGACUUGUACACAGUACAUGUGUUGUGGAUGUAUACUUGAACUGGAAUCUAAGUGCAAAGAAAGAGAAGUGGCUGUGUUAGUUAGCAGUGAACAGAAGUUGUAUGUGCUACUCAUUGAUGCCACACUUGAUGGGUCAGGAAUUGCACUAAAAGCAAUGGAUUGCCACAAGGUGGAAGAAGUUCGAGAGGUUUUGAUUGCUCUAGGACUUCAGGUUGUGAGGGUGUACAUUGCGGGCGGUGCAACAUACCUGUUUAUAACUAGAGGUAUUGAGAAGUCAAGGGAAUUGCUGUGUACGUUGCAAGUCUCUGAUUCAUCAAGUGAUAAAUGUGUUUUGAGGAGUUUGGAGCAAGUUCAGGUUGAGUUGUUUGAAAAACUGAUUUGUGGAGGUUUGAGAAUGAGCAUGUUCCAAUAUUCUUUGGUGCAUUUUUGGUCCAACAGAGAGAAAUCAUGGCUUUCAAGAUCGCUGUUUGUUAUUGGGGUUGAUUUGGCUCUGUGUAUUGAGGACUUCAAGCAACUAGACUCUCUUUCACUGCAUACAUCUUCCUCUCCAUAUUUCUUGCUCGAUUCAUGUUGCUCCAUCACUGAUGUAUCUGAGAUGGUUAUUGAGAUCGAGGGUUGCUCUGUGACACUGGCUCUUGAAUGUGCUCGGUCAGAGUUCUGCUGUACAGCUAACACUCAGAUGUUUAAGGAUGUUGCUGGACUUGAUAACCAAAAAGUGGCCUCAGGCUCUUUGACAUGGAAACUGAGGUGGUCCUCUGAGGAGAGUCUACUCAAGUUUUUGAUGUUAUUGAAGGCAAUUCAUGCAGGAACAGCCAUGUCUCCUUUGCUUGUAAGGUGUAUAUCAUAGAACUUUUUUGCCCAUAUUCAUUCAUUAUAUUCUUUUGAUAUGGUGUGUCCACCCUGUUUGCCUGUUUUAGUGUGGCCAGUAAAUAGAAUAUUUGUAUUCUUUGAUUUGUUUCUUCUAGCAUCUAAUUUUCCUUAUGUACAAUUUGUACAGUAUAAAGCAACAAAUGAAAUUGCCAGACCCAAUCAUUUUUUUUUUUUAUUGACA
Malania oleifera is the source of this 3856-nucleotide messenger RNA. RefSeq lists its product as uncharacterized. The record is from RefSeq and is a predicted model, not a curated record. Lineage: Eukaryota; Viridiplantae; Streptophyta; Magnoliopsida; Santalales; Ximeniaceae. Bases 254 to 3652 code for a protein of 1132 amino acids. Gene Ontology annotation, cellular component: cytoplasm. Gene Ontology annotation, molecular function: protein binding. The transcript has 11 exons.